Messenger RNA from Aphidius gifuensis, 2253 nucleotides. RefSeq names its product pre-mRNA-splicing factor Slu7 (gene Slu7). The transcript has 2 exons. Gene Ontology annotation, biological process: mRNA splicing, via spliceosome. The record is from RefSeq and is a predicted model, not a curated record. Gene Ontology annotation, cellular component: spliceosomal complex. Gene Ontology annotation, molecular function: zinc ion binding; pre-mRNA 3'-splice site binding. The coding region runs from base 413 to 2173 and encodes 586 amino acids. NCBI's taxonomy places the organism in Eukaryota, Metazoa, Arthropoda, Insecta, Hymenoptera, Braconidae.
AAAGUCGGAAUUGUACUGUCAAAAAAAAAUGAUUAGAAAAAAAAAAAACAAUGCAGCAAUGACAAGUCUCAGUGUGUGUGACGUCAAUAAUUCAAUAAAAAAAAAUUAAAAUUUAAUUAAAAAAAAAAAGAACAUUCAAGCUAUUAUUAUUAUAAUUAAAUUAAAAGAACAACAAUAAAUAAUUAUUUAUUUAUUUAUCCUAAUUGUUCGAGUUUUAGUUUCUCUUUUUUUUUUUUUUUUCUAGAUGUAAUUUUGGAUUAUUUGGUAGAUACUUUCUCUCUCUUCUCUCUUCAAUGACGAUGUCAACCUAACCUACACAACAUACGUCAUACAGAUGCAAAAAAAAAACAAUAAAAUUAAUAAACAAUAUAAUAAAAAUUAAAGUGUUUAAAGUGUUAAAAAAAAAAUAAAAAUGUCAAACACAUUGGCAAAUGUGCCAAUAUCAGAAUUAAUAAAAAAUAAAUCAAAAUCACUUGAAGAUGAUGAGCCAAAAAAAAAGAGUAGAGAAGAUUGGAGAAAAGCUAAAGAACUUGAAGAAGCUAGAAAAGCUGGUACAGCACCAGCAGCUGUUGAUGAAGAGGGUAAAGAUAUUAAUCCACAUAUACCACAGUAUAUUAGUUCAACACCAUGGUAUUAUGGUGCAUCUGGACCAACAUUAAAACAUCAAAGACCACAACCAGAAAAACAAACACAACAUAGUAAACUUGAUGAGUGGUAUAAACGUGGUGUUAAUACAAAACAGUUGUCAGUUAAAUGGACAAAAGGUGCAUGUGAAAAUUGUGGUGCUAAAGGACAUAAAGUAAAAGAUUGUUUUGAACCAAAACGUGUACGUCCAGCAAAAUAUGGCUCAAAAAUAAUAUCAGCUGAUGAUCAUGAACAGCCAACAUUGUCAUUAGAUUAUGAUGGCAAAAGAGAUCGUUGGGCUGGUUUUGAUCCACUUGAAUAUAAAGCUGUUGUUGAAGAACAUCAAAAAAUUGAAGCAGUUAAACGACAAAUGAGAGCUGAAAAACUAAAUGCUGAAGAUGAUGAUCAAGAUUCUGAUAAAGAUGAAGAUAAAUAUGUUGAUGAAGUUGAUAUGCCUGGUACUAAAGUUGAUUCAAAACAACGUAUUACUGUUAGAAAUUUACGUAUACGUGAAGAUACUGCAAAAUAUUUACGUAAUUUAAAUCCAAAUUCAGCUUAUUAUGAUCCAAAAACAAGAUCAAUGAGAGAUAAUCCACAUCAAGAAAUUCAACAAGAAGUUGAUUAUCAAGGUGAAAAUUUUGUAAGAUUUUCUGGUGAUACACAAAAACAUGCAACAGCACAAUCAUUUGCAUGGGAAGCAUAUGAAAAAGGUGUUGAUGUUCAUCUUCUUGCUGAACCAACAAAACUUGAAAUGUUACAUCAUGAAUAUGAUAAAAAAAGAGAUGAACUUAAAAAUAAAGCACAUGGUAGUGUUAUUGAUAAAUAUGGUGGUAAAGAACAUCUUGAAACACCAGAUCCAUCACUUUUAUUUUCACAAUCAGAAAAUUAUACUGAAUAUUCACGUGCUGGAAAAAUAUUAAAAGGACAAGAAAAACAAGCAGUACGUUCAAGUUAUGAAGAAGAUAUUUAUCCAAAUAAUCAUACAUCUGUUUGGGGUUCAUUUUGGCAGUCUGGCAAAUGGGGCUAUGCAUGUUGUCAUUCAUUUCUUAAACAAUCAUAUUGUGUUGGUGAAGUGGGCAAGGAAGCAGUUGCAUCUGCUCAAGUAGUUGGUGGAAAGAAAACAUCCAAUAAACCUGCAGUUGAUGCUGUUGUUGAUGAUGAUGCUAAAAAAAUUGAUAGAGAAUUGAGUAGUAAUUCUUCAGGUGAUGAUGAUGAUGAUGAUGUUGAUGAUGUUAGAAGCAAGACUGAACGUAAUAAAGAUUCAUCAAAAAAGAAAAAAAGAAGAAAGCAAAAAAAUAAAAGAAAAGAAAAACGUAAAGAAAAGAAAAAGAAUAAUGCUGAUGAUGAUGAUGAUGAUGAUGAUCCAUUAAAAAAAGCAUUAAAAGCUGAGGAAAAAGCACAAAAAGAAGCUAAUGAAUUGUUGAAUAUGGAUGAAAGAAAAAGACCAUACAACAGUAUGUUCCAUACAAAGGAACCAACUGCUGAGCAAGUUGAAGCUUUUCAAAUUAAAAGACGAAGAGAUGAAGAUCCAAUGGCUAAUUUUAUGUAAUUUAAAACAAAUAAAUAACAAUAAUCUCCUUAAAUAACAGCUAGUGUAAUUUAAAAAUAAAUUUUAAUGAUUAAUUGUAA